AUUUUGUCCCGGUUUCAUCGACCUAACGAUAAAUAACAAUGAUCCGCACCCUUUGCUGAAUCCAUUUUCCCGUUUUGAACUUUCUGAGGUGUUAAAUAAGGUCAAAGAUUCCGCCCCUGGCAAGGACGGGAUCACAUAUAAUAUGUUAAAAAACAUGGCUCCAGAGGGUUUCUUUUUUCUCCUAAAAUUUUUCAAUGACCUACUGAGUGGACGAGAGGCUGUCCCUACAAGUUGGAGUGAGAUUGUGAUUUUUCCUCUUUUGAAGCCGGAUAAAGAUCCAAAUUUGUACAAUAGUUAUAGACCUAUAGCAUUGACAUCAUGUAUUAAAAAAGUCUUUGAACAUCUUAUUAAAAACAGGUUUCAAUGGUGGAUUAAAAACAAGGACCUUUUACCUGAUAAUCAGUUCGGCUUCAGGGGAGGAAGGAGUACAAUUGACUGCGUAUCUAUUUUCGUUUCAGCAAUUCAAACUGGAUUUAUGCAAAGAUCUGCAACCAGAGCAUUGUUCCUCGACAUUGAGUCUGCAUACGAUAGGGUUUUGCCGGAUAUCCUCUAUAAUGAUCUAAUAGAAAUGGGCAUUCCUCAAUUUUUAGCAUCGUUAAUUUUCAAUUUAACCCAGGAAAAACACUUUAUCAUGCGUCAUUCUGGUGUAGAAAUUUCUCGUCUAUCACGUUUGGGCCUUCCUCAGGGCUCCGUGCUUAGUCCCGUUCUAUUCAAUGUAUAUGUUAGAAAGAUUGAGGAUGCUCUGCCUAUCGGAGUACGGUUCCUCCAGUAUGCGAACGACAUAGUCCUUUUUUCCACACAUAAGGAUCAAAACUUGCUGGAAUAUCGUUUGUCUCGUGCAAUUGAGUCGGUAUACUCUUGGCUUUCAGAAAGAGGUCUUAGUUUGAACCCUGGUAAGUGUAGAGAUAUGAUUUUUGCCAAGAGAAUUCCCCUAUUUAAUAGCAUUUCCCUACAGGGUGCUCCUAUUCCUAGUGUCAAUACCAAUAAAUUCCUGGGAAUAAUUUUGGAUUCAAAAUUACUGUGGAAUGCACAUGUCCCAGAUAUGAGUUCAAAAUGCACAAAAUAUUUAAAUAUCUUAAAGAGUCUAACUGGUGUCAGAUGGGGAGGAGACCCCAAAACCCUUUUGUACAUUUAUAGAGCAUUAAUUAGGAGCAGAAUUGACUACGGCCUAAUAUUAAUAAACUAUUUUACACUCAAAAACGAGUCAAGGUUCAAUAAAAUUCAAUUCCAAGCUCUUCGUGUCUGCCUAGGAGCAAUGAGAUCAUCUCCUACAAACGCCCUACAGAUUGAGGCAUGUGAACCCCCUUUGCGUUUCCGAAAACAUUUUUUAACUGAUAAAUUUUUAUUAAAAAACUUUUCUAUUUCAAAUAAUCCAGUUAUUUACCACAUUGAAAUUCUAAGGACGAGCAUAUAUGCUCGUGGUGCCUCUGCAGAAAAAAACGAUCUGGUGUUGGCUAUGAAUAAUCUAGCAGACGUUCGCUGCCGCAUUUCUGUGAAAAAUAAACUCCCUAUCUAUUCUUCGGAUUAUUUUAAAUGUAAGAUCAAAAUUCCCCAUUGCUUUGAUUUGGGAAUACCCAGGGAUCCACGUCUGAAAACGUUUAAUAAUUCCAUCUUUAAGGAGGUAACUAAAAAAAAAUGGCCGGACUUUACCCAUAUUUUUACUGAUGGAUCAGUGGUUCCCUCAGUGUCUACAUCUUAUGGGGUUUACAGUGAAAAUCUCCAAAUUAAUUUCUCGUGCAAUAUACAAUAAAGCAGCUUCAAUCUUCACCGCUGAAUUAUGGGCCAUUUUUAAGGCAGCUUGUAUUUGUUUGGAGAGAAAAAUCAAAAAAUUCGUCAUCUUCUCCGACUCAAUGAGUGGCAUCCAGUCUAUUGUCUCCCAUUCCAACAAAACUACUACCCUGAAUAAUCUUAUUAUAAGCAUUAGGGAAAUAUUUCACGAUUUGGCCAUGGAAAAUUGUGUAGGGAUUCUUUGCUGGAUUCCUGGACAUAUGGAAAUCUCUGGAAAUGAGAAGGCAGAUUUACUAGCCAAAAAAGGUGCAGAUAUGCCAAUGAGCAGAGUCAAAAUUCCGUGGAUGGACUUUGUUAAAUUGAGUAGAGAUAAUUUAUACUCAAAAUGGAAAGAUUAUUG
This is a messenger RNA of Brassicogethes aeneus, 2128 nucleotides long. The record is from the annotation of a GenBank genome assembly. Lineage: Eukaryota; Metazoa; Arthropoda; Insecta; Coleoptera; Nitidulidae.